CCUGAGAAAAAAGAAACCUUCAUUCCCCUUCGUCUUCCCAGAAGAAAAAAAGAAAAGCUGCAGAAAAAGUCUUCCCUGUACAUACAGGUUGAGGAAAUUUACACUCAAAGGAAUAGCAGAGGAUAAAAAAGUCAAUUUUCAUCCAUCUAACCAAACAAAGGAUUAUUAUUGUUAGUGGAUUCAUCAUAUACAAGAGCCAUUAAUGGGGUCUCCAAUAAACCAUGGGACAAGCCACAAGAAUCAACCAUUGGGGAUGAAGUUCAUCAAGUGCCUAAAGAAGUCACCCCUCUCAUACAAGACACACCAAGCCAUUGUUUUGAUUGUCACAUUUUUCGCAUACGCCGCGUACCACGCGACACGAAAGACGACUAGCAUUGUAAAAAGUGCCCUCGAUCCUCGACCGUCCGAUCUUGGGUUGGAGUCCACGUGGACGGUGGGGAACGGGUGGGUUCCGUUUGAUGGCCCGAAUGGGACCCAGUUGCUCGGGGAGCUCGACGUCGCAUUCCUCUUUGUGUACGCUCUCGGUAUGUACUUUUCGGGUCAUGUGGGUGAUAGGAUGGACCUCAGGCUAUUUUUGACGGUCGGGAUGGUGGGAACCGGACUCUUCACCGGGCUUUUCGGAGUUGGUUAUUGGGCGGAUGUCCAUAAUUUCUAUUACUACUUGGUAGUCCAAAUGCUUGCCGGGUUGUUCCAAUCCACGGGCUGGCCUUCGGUGGUUGCCGUGGUCGGGAAUUGGUUCGGGGAGACGAAGAAGAGAGGUCUUAUAAUGGGGAUUUGGAAUGCCCACACGUCGAUCGGGAACAUAACCGGUUCCUUGGUCGCAUCCGGUUUGUUACGGUUCGGUUGGGGAUGGUCUCUGGUCAUUCCCGGUUUGUCCAUUGCCUUCACCGGCCUAGUCGUUUUCCUAUUACUACCCGUGGACCCCGAGUCGGUCGGGGCUAAUAGAGACGAAGAAGACAAUUUUCCCUCCCUAGAAAAGGGACGCAAUGAGAAGGGAUUACGAGAACCGCUCUUGAAACCGGACCGAGCCUCGGACGAAUUCGCCGUGGGGUUCGUAGAGGCGUGGAGAAUCCCAGGCGUCGCGCCUUUUGCUUUUUGCCUAUUUUUUGCCAAAUUGGUUGCCUACACAUUUCUCUAUUGGCUCCCAUUCUACAUUAGCCAUACCGAAAUCUCCGGGCGGUACUUGUCCAACGAGGAAUCCGGGAACUUGUCGACGUUGUUCGACGUUGGAGGGGUGGUCGGCGGGGUGUUAGCCGGCUACGUUUCCGAUCGCCUCAACGCAAGAGCCCUAACUGCCGCGAGCUUCGUCUAUUGCUCCAUCCCGGCCCUCUUCUUGUACCGAUGCUACGGCCAUGUCUCCGUGCCGGUCAACGUCGCCCUCGUGUUGGUCACGGGCAUGCUCGUGAACGGGCCCUACGCGUUGAUCACCACCACGGUUUCCGCCGACCUCGGGACGCACGGCUCGUUGAGGGGAAACACGAGGGCGCUCGCAACGGUCACCGCCAUUAUCGAUGGGACCGGUUCGGUCGGCGCGGCCUUCGGGCCUUUGCUAACGGGGUACAUUUCGGCCAAGAGUUGGAACGGCGUUUUCACAAUGCUGAUGUCAGCCGCUCUCGUCGCGGGUUUGUUGCUGACUAGGCUCGUCAUGUCUGAGGUUGCUGAUAAAUUUCGAAACCCCACGGGCGAAGACGAGCCGAGGUUAGGCUCGGCGGUCGGUGACGACGCGUAAGGCUUCGUUUGGUAGUGUCAUGAAUCUCAUCUGCUGAAAUCGAUUUUACCAAAAAAAAAAAGGAAAACAGAAGAGCUGGUUCUCUACCAGCUGACACUGUAAAUGUGAGAUUUCAGAUCAACACAUUAUAACUUUUUUUUUGAGCGCAACACAUUAUAACUUGUCCUAGAGGGAAUGGUAAAAUAAAGAUCAGGUAAAUUA
Messenger RNA from Cuscuta campestris, 1930 nucleotides. The record is from the annotation of a GenBank genome assembly. Lineage: Eukaryota; Viridiplantae; Streptophyta; Magnoliopsida; Solanales; Convolvulaceae.